AUUCUUUCAGUGUCCGUGUAUAUAUAUAUAUAUAUAUAUAUAUAUAUAUCCCUCUAUUUUACAGUCUUUCUAGGGUUUCUUCGACCGUCUUUCUGAGGAGAAAUCUGUGAAGACCAUUUAGCGAAUCAAACAUGAGUAAGCUUCAGAGUGAUGCGUUGAGAGAAGCUAUCUCAUCCAUUAUGCAAUAUUCAAAGGAGACAAAGCCAAGAAAGUUCACUGAGACCAUUGAGCUCCAGAUUGGGCUCAAGAACUAUGAUCCCCAAAAGGACAAGCGUUUCAGUGGCUCUGUCAAGUUGCCACACAUUCCUCGCCCAAAGAUGAAGGUGUGCAUGCUCGGUGAUGCUCAACACGUUGAAGAGGCAGAGAAAAUUGGUCUUGAUUACAUGGAUGUUGAAGCCUUGAAGAAGCUUAACAAGAACAAGAAACUUGUUAAGAAGCUCGCUAAGAAGUACCAUGCCUUCUUGGCAUCAGAAUCUGUCAUUAAGCAGAUCCCUCGUUUGUUGGGGCCUGGUCUUAACAAGGCAGGAAAGUUCCCUACACUUGUUACUCACCAAGAAUCUCUGGAGUCUAAGGUUAAUGAAACUAAGGCAACCGUGAAGUUCCAAUUGAAAAAGGUGCUCUGUAUGGGAGUUGCCGUUGGAAACUGUGCCAUGGAAGAAAAACAAAUCUUCCAGAACGUGCAAAUGAGUGUCAAUUUUCUAGUAUCUCUAUUGAAGAAGAACUGGCAGAAUGUGAGGUGCCUGUAUCUGAAGAGCACUAUGGGUCCAUCAAACAGGAUCUUUUAAGAGAAUAUUUUUGCAUGGAGUUGAGCUUACAGCCUCUGGAUAUGCUCAUGUAUUUUGAAUGUUUAUUUUUGGUGUCUUGACUUCAAUGUUUAGUGAUUUUAUAGCGUUAGACUUAUAUCAAGUUUUUUCGUUGGAGAGAAUUUUAAUUGAAUCAUUAUUUUCUGUUUCA
Molecule: messenger RNA, 954 nt
Organism: Mangifera indica (mango)
Lineage: Eukaryota; Viridiplantae; Streptophyta; Magnoliopsida; Sapindales; Anacardiaceae
Product: 60S ribosomal protein L10a-3
Exons: 6
Coding region: 132-785 (217 amino acids)
Biological process (GO): translation
Cellular component (GO): large ribosomal subunit
Molecular function (GO): RNA binding; structural constituent of ribosome
Source: RefSeq, a predicted model, not a curated record